Molecule: messenger RNA, 3418 nt
Organism: Rhineura floridana
Lineage: Eukaryota; Metazoa; Chordata; Lepidosauria; Squamata; Rhineuridae
Gene: ING2
Product: inhibitor of growth family member 2
Exons: 2
Coding region: 215-1135 (306 amino acids)
Biological process (GO): positive regulation of DNA-templated transcription
Cellular component (GO): nucleus
Source: RefSeq, a predicted model, not a curated record
CGCUUUGAGUUUAAAAAAAAAAGAAGGUGCGGAAGGGAAAAGAGGCGGGGAGUUCCAAGUGAGGGAGGAGGUUUCUUUCACCUCGGUCCGCCUGUGCCGAUUAAAGAAGCAGCCUGAGGGGCUUCCUUCCCUUCCCCUCCCCCUCCCUUUCGUUUGUGGGUUCCGAGCCUGCUGAAGGAGAAAAAGGAGGGAGGGGGGGGUGUCACGCCGCGUAAUGAUGUUGGGGUCGCCGGGGCAACAGCCUGGGGGGGCGGGGUCUGGGGUGGCGGCGGCGGCGGCGGCGGGGGGCUCUGCCACUACUGCAUCUGGUGGGGCUGGGGGUGUCGCCGGCUUCCCGUGCGGCGGGGUGUCAGAGAGGAUCCUGGCGCGCUACGUGCAAGACUAUCUGGAGUGCGUCGAGUCGUUGCCGCUAGACAUGCAGAGACUGGCCUCGCUCCUGCGCGAGAUGGACACGCGCUGCCGGGAAGCAUUAAAAGAAAUUGAUGAGGUGUAUGAGAAAUACAGGAGUGAAGAUGAUCCUGCUCAGAAAAAGCGUUUGCAGCAGCAUCUUCAGCGAGCCCUGAUCAACAGUCAAGAGCUUGGUGAUGAAAAAAUCCAAAUAGUCACUCAGAUGCUUGAGCUAGUAGAGAACAGAGCCAGGCAAAUAGAAUCCCACUCUCAGUGUUUCCAAGAUCUGUCAGAUACUGAAAAGACCACUGAAAAGUCAAAAGUGGAUCCUUGUCAGCCAGAAAGAUCUUCACGAAGGCCCCGUCGGCAGCGCACCAGUGAAAGCCGUGAUAUAUGCCAUAUAGCAAAUGGAAUUGAUGAGUAUGAUGAUCAUCCACCUAAAGAAAAGAGAUCCAAAUCUGCUAAGAAAAAGAAACGCUCUAAAGCUAAACAAGAAAGGGAAGCUUCACCAGUAGAUUUUGCAGUAGACCCUAAUGAACCAACUUACUGUCUCUGUGACCAAGUGUCUUAUGGGGAAAUGAUAGGGUGUGACAAUGAACUAUGUCCCAUCGAGUGGUUUCAUUUUUCAUGUGUUGGACUCACUUACAAACCGAAGGGGAAAUGGUAUUGCCCUAAGUGCAGGGGAGACAAUGAGAAGACUAUGGAUAAAUGUACAGACAAAUCCAAAAAAGAUAGAAGGUCGAGGUAGUUGAUGCUCUAAAUCCAUCGAGAGCUGCGUAGUUUUUAUUAAAAACUGUUUAAUAAGCAGACCAGUAUUUUAGAAUAAUGCAUAAAACUAUGCAAUAAUUUUUAAAGUCUAUGGUACUAAUGGAGUAUUAAUAGAUGUUAGUACUUUUGUGGUUUUGAAUAUUCUGCACUAAAAUAACCAAAUUCUUCAAACAGGGUCACAUGGGAGUAGCACAAAGGGGAUUCAAGAGUUCUGGGUCCCUCACUCUUUUUAAUUGCAGAAUUAUGGUGAUGCCUGAUGAGGAAGGACUGGAGGGAUAAUCAUGUUAAGACUGAUAUGUUAACAUCUGUUGCAGUUGUAACUUUAGUCCAUUAUAGCUCAUUCUGCUGAGAACACUUUAGUUCUAUGACGCUUUUAGUCUUCAGAGUCUUAAAAGAUCAUAUUUAAUUGGGGUUAAUCUAGCUUUACAUUUUAAAUCUUUCAAGGUAAAAAGCCAACAUUCUUCUUUAUUGCCUUCCUUGUGGUUUCCGUAUAUGUUGCUAUGUUAAUCUUGUGGUAAUGAGGUUAGAAGCCUGUUUAGAGACAGUAUAUUAAAUGAUAAAAUACUGAUGGCUAGAGAGUUCUACUCACCAUUAUAAAGGCAGUCCUGAACUGAGGCUACUUGAUUUUCCCAUUCUGCUCCUUUCCAUCUUUUAACUCAUGUUGUGCCAUUUUGUCAUUGACUUCUUGGAUGAUGGCAGGAACAUAAAAUCAUGUUGAAAAGUUUACAGAUAUAGUGGAUGCAUAAGUACUAUAAUAUCUAUAGUCUUUGGACAAGUUAUAAGAAUUUGCCUGGACUAAUAUGUUAGCUGGCUUUUGUGCUUUCUAGGCUCUUAGAACUGAGGAAAGUGCAGUGGUAGUAAAAAGCCAAGGAAAGUGCAGUAGUAGUAAAAAGCAACUGCCCUCUUUUAGAAGAGAGAUACAAUAGAUGUAGAUGUAGAAAAAAGAAACUGUUCCUCAAAAGUGUAGUGGCUUUUUGUAAAAUCUUACAAGGAACCACGACAUGUUUUUAGAGCAGACAGUAACUGAAGGUGUUCCAAAACUAGAGAUUGUUUCUUUAAUGGAGUUCUUCGUGCCAAAUUUGAUGACAAACAGUUAUAAUCUCUGUGUAGCUGUCUAGCAUACUACUAUAGGUUUUUUCCAAACAAGGUUUUUUUUCCUCUCUGACAUUUGAGAGGGAUCUAUUUGCAUUUCACAGAAGUUAUAAUGUGCAUAUGAGGCAAUAGCUAUGUAAACGAUAUGGAUAAACAGCCCAAGAACAAAUACAAAAGUUCUGAAUGCUACAAAAAAGUUAUCAUAAACUCUGACCCAGUUACUUCACUUAAGAUGGACAGCUUCAUUUUGUAGGGAUAAGAAGCAGUAUCUCUAGGACCUUAGAUAUUAUCCAGUAUAACUGGGAACUGCUAUUCUUAGACAUCAGGAUUAUCAGUUGAAUUGUUGCUUCUGUACACUGUAGAGUAGAGGCAUAGGAUGCUUGUUUCCAACUUAACCUGACUCAUGCAUUUCCUGGGACACCUUUGAUUGUGAAUAAUUUCCCAGUCAUGAAAGGAACAGCCUCCUUUCGUAAAUAUUACGUCUUCUGUUCCGAGUCUUAGGGGAAACAAACUGCAGGUUCAGAAUAUAGUCAUAUUUGUGUAUUUAUUUUAGAUGUCUAGUUGUUUUUCUCCUUUGUCCUGAACAAAACCAUGAAUGGGUAGGAAAAUUAACACCCAAAGUACUGGCAUGCUGUUGAAAUUCUGGAAAAGAGGAGAUAUUUUCAACAAUAACUUGAUCCCAGCUGAUUUGAUUGAGACUUGAAAAGUUUUGGAUUUAUUGACUCAUGUGCUUAACACCAUAUUCAACAUCUCCCACCGAUCAUAAAUUGACUUGUGUAUUUCAGAUCUGUUUCAAGGCAUGAUAAUUCUGCAACUAGGUAAUGGUGUAUAUUAAAUAUCUGCACUGUUCCUAAACUGGGAAUGCCCAGAUUAGUGUCUGCAAUUCCUAUGUCUCCUCUGCUUCCGACUGACAACCUGACUCUUAACCCUACCUUAGCAAAAUGAUAAUGUUUCCCAUUUUUAAGAAACUGUCAUUGCUAUGAAGUUCUAAUGCAUUUUAAAUAAGUUUGCUUGCUGUGGUUUGACAAUCUCGCUCUUGGUUCUAAAUUUUGUAAGCCUGGGCACAUGCAAAUAAGAAUUGUGCCGCUAAAGUAUAUCAACAACUUGGAUCUAAUAUUUUGCAUGCUAUGGUUUAUGAAUAAAAACCACUUUGGUUGUAAAAAUGGAACAA